UAGGGGGGAGGGGGGGGAAGAGGGAGAGAGAGAGAGAGAGAGAGAGAGAGGCAAAGUGAGAGAGAGAGAGAGAGAGGGAAGCAGCUGGCAGUGGGGGAAGGAAAGAGAGAGAGAGUGUACAGGGAAGGGCAGGGAGGGCAGGGUGGGGGAGGAGAGACGAAUGAGAGGUGGAAGGAGAGAAAGGCAGAAGAAAAGGCAGCAACAUUGGAGGAAACAAGGAAGGAGCGACAGUGGGGGUGGGCGGAGGAGAGAUGGAAGGUUAGACCAAGACCCGAGAGCAGACGGAGGGCUCUCCAGAGUACUUUGUGAGUGACAGGGAGCGAUCGCUAAGGCCUGUGUCGCUGGGAAGUCCUCCGUUAGUGACACCGCCUGUUCACAAUGGACGAAGAAAAUAAAGAUUGACCAGUUCAAUUCCUGCACUGCCUCCAAAUUUCCCGAACUGGAUAUUCACUGGAGCCAAGUUGGACUUUGACGCGAUCUUUUCUUCUGAAUGUGGCAACGUUUAUUUUGCAAAACGUUCAGCUCCAUUCACGGACCCUCAGAUCCUGAAACAGUCCGUCUCCAAACGUAACAAGAUCUGGAUAAUAUCCAGGCUUGGGCUGACGAGGGGUAAUCCCCUGGGCUGGGGUCACCGCUCCGAGUGGAGGUUUGACCUGGAACAUUCCGGAAGCUCAGCGUUGCAGCAGGGAUGAUCACCCUGAUGGAGCUGGCCACCCUCUCUGACACACAGCCCACCCAUCGCCUGCUGAAGCCCUGGUGGGACGUGCUGAUGGACUACCUGGUGCUGGUGAUGCUGAUGGUAUCCCUCCUGUCUGCCACCCUGCUCAUUUCCCAGGACAAGGUGGUCUGCCUGCCCUGCGACCACGUACGGGCUCUGAACGCCACGCCUCGGAGUUCCUCCGCUGGCGCGGUGCCCCCACCACCCCGUCCUCACCCCCCUGAGGGGCAGGAGACAUCCGACUGUGGGAGCAGGCGUCCGUCAGGAGCUGCGGGAGACCAGCUGGGGCCAGCAGGAUCCAAAUCGCCAUCCUCCGCUCGGAGACUGAGGGCCGGAGGUUACAAAACCAACCUGGAUUUCCAGCAGUACGUCUACAUCAGUCAGGUGUGCUACCAGAAAGCCCUGCCCUGGUACUCCAAGUAUUUCCCGUACAUCGCCCUGGUGCACACCAUCAUCCUGUUGGCCGGCGGCAACUUCUGGUUUAAGUUCCCAAAGACCUCCUCCAAAGUCGAGCAUUUUGUCGCGAUCCUGGGCAAGUGUUUCGAGUCGCCAUGGACCACCAAGGCUGUCUCUGAGACCGCCAACGAGGAUUCGGAAAACAGCCAGAACCGGACCAAGAUGUUCAAGUCGGCCACCCUGGAGCCCAGCGAGAUCUCGGAGACCGGCUCCUCGCUGACCUCUCACCCCGAGGUGACCUUUGAGCCGGCGGUCAGUGGCUCACCUUCGAUGAACAUCUUGGACAAGCAGGACGGAGAGCAAGCCAAGGCUCUCUUCGAGAAGGUGCGCAGGUUUCGGGCUCACACAGAGGACGGGGACCUGAUCUACAAGUUCUACGUCGGUCAGACAGUGGUGAAAGCCCUCAAGUUCCUGGUCAUCCUGUGCUACACCUUCACCUUUGUCGACUCCAUCACCUUUGAGCACGUCUGCAAGCCCAAGAUUAAGAACGUCACGGGUUACUCCGUCUUUUUCUGCACCCACAGCAUGGCCUACAUGCUGAAGAAACUGCUCAUCACCUACAUCAUCCUGAUCGCCUUGUACGGCCUGGUCUGCCUCUAUACCCUCUUCUGGCUGUUCCGAGGGUCACUGAAGGAGUACUCCUUUGAGAAGGUGCGCGAGGAGAGCAACUUCAGCGACAUCCCUGACGUCAAAAACGACUUUGCCUUCCUGCUGCACAUGGUGGACCAGUACGACCAGCUCUACUCGAAGCGUUUCGCCAUCUUCCUGUCCGAGGGCUGCGAGAGCAAGCUGCUGGAGAUGAACCUCAACCACGAGUGGACAUACGAGAAGCUGCGGCAGCACGUCUCCAAGAACGCUCAGGGGAAGCUGGAGCUGCAGCUGUUCAUGCUGUCCGGCAUCCCCAAGGCGGUCUUCGACAUGAGCGACCUGGAGGUGCUGAAGCUGGAGUUGAUCCCGGAUGUCCGGCUGCCGGCCAAGAUGUCCCAGAUGGUGGGGCUGAGGGAGCUCUACCUCUACCACUGCCCGGCGAAGGUGGACCAAAUCGCCUUCAACUUCCUGCGGGAGCACCUCCACAUCCUGCACGUCAAGUUCACCGACAUCGGGGAGAUCCCCCUCUGGGUGUACUCCCUCAAGAACCUGGUGGAGCUGCACCUCUCGGGCAACCUCAACUCGGAGACCAACAAGGCCAUUGGCCUGGAGUCCCUCAAGGAGCUGCGGCACCUCAAAGUCCUCAUCGUCAAGAGCAACCUCUCCAAGAUCCCCUCGAACGUGAUGGAGCUGGCCACGCACUUGUCCAGGCUGGUCAUCCAGAACGACGGGACGAGACUCCUGGUCCUCAACAACCUGAAGAAGUUGACCAGCCUCUCGGAGUUGGAGCUGCAGAACUGCGAGCUCGGCAGGAUCCCGCACGCCAUCUUCAGCCUCAGCAACCUCCAGAAGCUGGACCUCAAAGCCAACGGCAUCCAGAGCAUCGAGGAGAUCGUCAGCUUCCAGCACCUCAAGAGGCUCUCCUGCCUCAGACUGUGGCACAACGCCAUCUCGUGCAUCCCCGCCACCAUCGGUCUGAUCAGGAACCUCGAGCAGCUGUACCUGUCCAACAACAAGCUGGAGACCCUGCCCGCUGCCCUGUUCACCCUGAGGAAGCUGCGAUACCUGGACCUCAGCCACAACCUGCUGACGGCUGUGCCGCCUGACAUCCACCUGCUCCAGAACCUGCAACACUUCUCCAUCACCAAGAACAAGGUGGAGACCCUGUCCCUCCAACUCUUCAGCUGCCUCAAGCUGAGGUCCUUGCAGCUGGGUCAGAACUGUAUCGCCCACAUCCCCCCAGAGAUCGGACAGUUAUCACAGCUCACCUACCUCGAGCUGAAAGGGAACCACCUGGAGAGGAUUCCUCCCGAGAUCGGCAGCUGCCUGUUGCUCAGAAAGAACAGUCUGAUCGUUGAAGACCUUCUGUUCGAUCACCUCCCCACUGAGGUCAAAGAGCACUUCACCGAGCAAGACUUUACCUCCAUUGUCUGACCUCCGCUGGGAGUCUGGGCCUCCUCUCAGUGGGGCCCAGAGGUCCCUGUGUUGUACCAGGACAGACCUCACAAUAAGUCAGGCUUCUCCUCAGGCUGGGUGACAGGACAGCUUCCCAUCUCCUGAAGUUCUCUCAGGGUGGGUUCCAACACGUCGGCACUUCCAAUGGUCUUCUCGAUGUAUAUAUCCGGCCGGUGAUUCCAGCCAACACUUACCUCGGAGCGUUAGUUAGAGGCUUCAUCGUAGGAUAGUCUGAGGUGGGAAUUCACGUGUGGAUCUGGGAAAUCUUACAGACCCUCCAGACCACAUCCGGGGGGGGUGGGAGAGAGGGGAUUCUGACUCACUGA
Molecule: messenger RNA, 3543 nt
Organism: Hemiscyllium ocellatum (epaulette shark)
Lineage: Eukaryota; Metazoa; Chordata; Chondrichthyes; Orectolobiformes; Hemiscylliidae
Product: volume-regulated anion channel subunit LRRC8D-like
Exons: 4
Coding region: 689-3196 (835 amino acids)
Molecular function (GO): protein binding
Source: RefSeq, a predicted model, not a curated record